AAAGCGCGAACACACAUUGAUAUUAUCGAAAAUGUAUCAGUAACAUGGUAUUACUUUUAAUUGAUUAUUCCAUAACCGCAUUAACCAUUUAAAAUUUUGUUAUAUAUGCACAAGGCUAUUAUUCAUUAGAGAAAUUAAAUUUUAUUUUCUAAUUAUCCAUGAAGGGAAGUCAUGAACCCCGUUCAAGCUCAUCUUGCGCAGCUUGCAGAUCACUCAAGAGAAGAUGCACUCCCACCUGCAUUUUCGCACCCUAUUUCCGCUCCGACGAGCCCAAAAAAUUCGCCCAAGUUCACAAAGUGUUCGGAGCAAGCAAUGUGAGCAAGAUCCUAACUGAAGUCCCCGAGGAUCAGCGCGCAGACACGGUGAAUUCGCUGGCUUAUGAGGCCGAGGCGAGGCUGAGAGACCCUGUUUACGGCUGCAUUGGCGCCAUAGCUAUGUUGGAAAGGAAGAUGAUUCAGUUACAGCAUGAUCUGGCCAUUGCUCGAGCUCGUCUCGUUUGCUAUGCUCCAAAGAAUUCGCCCUCAUCGUCGUCAUCAUGUUUUUCUUGUUGUCCCAUGUUACAUGAGGAUACUUUCUCAGGAUUUCCUGCUUGGAGUGGAUUAAACGGUAACAAUUUCAGCCAGAAUGCAUCUGAAUUGAUCAGCCAGCAAGGACAAACUAGUGAUUUUAGCUAUUCUUCAUAUACACUCUGAAUU
Messenger RNA from Pyrus x bretschneideri (Chinese white pear), 695 nucleotides. Its product is annotated as LOB domain-containing protein 21-like. The record is from RefSeq and is a predicted model, not a curated record. Lineage: Eukaryota; Viridiplantae; Streptophyta; Magnoliopsida; Rosales; Rosaceae. The transcript has a single exon. The coding region runs from base 159 to 692 and encodes 177 amino acids.